AUGAACGACUACAGGGAGAAUGGCCACAAUCACAGGAUGGCCGAGCAGAUGCUCAAAGAGACUCACCUGAAACAUGGCCUACAGUUGUGCCGGUGCCAUUGUCGCGAACACGACGGAUGUUGCCGAAUGGAGGUGGAAAAGGUUCAGCGGAUUGAGAACAAGGCCCUUUUUGAGCGGUUCAAAGCCUAUGAGGCAGCAGUCGCCGAGGACCUCAGACAGCGACCGGUCAACGACCUCGAGGAGGUGCUAGUGCGAGGUAUUCAUCCGUGGCUUCAGCGCCUCGGAUGUAGAAACGGUUUGUGCAAAGCUGCCAACACAGUGUAUUUGUUGCACGGCACAAGGCAGCACAAUCUGGAUUCUGUGCUGAAGCAUGGGCUACGUACCAAGUUCUCUUUGCACAAGACGCCAGAUGGCCUUAUGGAAGGGGCUUGUACUUCGCCAACAACAGCUGUAAAGCCUUUCAAUAUGCCGGACAUGGUGGCUGCAUAA
Symbiodinium necroappetens is the source of this 489-nucleotide messenger RNA. The record is from the annotation of a GenBank genome assembly. NCBI's taxonomy places the organism in Eukaryota, Dinophyceae, Suessiales, Symbiodiniaceae.